CCUCUGACCUCAGCUGACCCCAGCUCAGUGAACAGGUGUACGCUGAAGAAUGAAACUGCUCUGCUGCUCGCUGCGCUCCGAGGAAACGCUUCCUGUGUCGAGUUCCUCCUGAAGCAUGGAGCCAACGUGAACACUGCCAACAAGCUCCGAGAGACGCCUCUGUUUGUGGCCUGUGAAAAUCCAAACGAAGAGGUUGUGGAGCUGCUGCUCAGGUACGGAGCUCAGGUGAACCUCAGCAGCAGUCAGGGUGAGAGUCCUCUGCAUGAAGCCUGCAGACUCGGCAGCCUGAUGAUCUGCAGGCGGCUGCUGGACGCCGGCGCCAACCUGAAGGCCAGGAACGUCUACCAGAUCCAGCCACUGUUCAGCGCCGCCCAGAACGGAAACACAGAAACACUGCAGCUGCUUGUUCAGAGAGGUGCAGAUGUAAACGCACAGGCAGGAGAUGGAGCUUCGCCGCUUUAUGAGGCCUGCAAAAACGGCCACUUCUCAGUUGUGCAGGCGCUGCUCACUCUGAAAGCUGACGCUAACCGAGCCACCAACUCCGGCUUGCUGCCUCUUCACGUGGCUGUGAGGAACAACCACAAACGAAUCGUACCCUUGCUGAUCCCGCUCACCAGCCGGGUCAGAAUCAGGACCUGUGGCAUCAGCCCCCUGCACAUCGCCGCAGACAGGAACAGGGACGAGAUCCUGGAGCUGCUGAUCGAGUCGGGCUUCGACGUCAAUGCUGAGCUGUCGGAGGAGCAUUCCCAGAUGUACGAGGACAGGCGGAGCACCGCCCUGUACUUCUCCGUCUCCAACGGAAACCUAGAAGCCGCCGAGACGCUGCUGGAAGCCGGAGCCAACCCCAACCUGGACAUUUUCAAUCCUCUGCUGAUCGCCGUCCGGCUCGGCUGGACCGACAUGGCAGAGCUGCUGGUGCGGUACGGCGCCGACGUCAACGCUCAGAUGUCCACGCAGCCGUCCUCGUUCCCGUCGGCCAUCCUGCUGGGCAUGGAGUCUCCGCCCAUCCUCAAGCUGCUGCUGGACAACGGCUGCGACGCCCGCCGCUGCUUCCGGUGUGAGUACAGCCUCCAACCGCAUCCGGCCGUCGCUCCGUCACGCCGUCCCAUUGAAGAACUGCAGGUGAACCAGCAUUCCCAGGCGCAGCGCUGCGUCCAGUACUGCGAGGCCAUCUCCAGCUCAUCUUUCUACCGGAUAUCCGGCCCCAUCAUCUCCAUGCUGCUGGACUACGUCGGCCAUGUCCGACUCUGCUCUCGACUUCUGGAGAUUCUGGAGAGUCGCAGCGAUUGGGUGUCCAUCAAACUGAAAGCUGCUCCUCCUCAUCCUCUGAUGCAGCUCUGCAGGCUGAAGAUCCGCUUCCUCCUCGGAGUUCAGGGACUCAAACUGAUCCACGCUCUGCCACUUCCUGUCCGACUCAUCCGCUUCCUUCGCUACGAUGUGUGCUGCUGACUCACCUGAAGUCAGCGGACACACCUGGACGAGGACACGCCUGUCCCUGGCUUCAUGCUUGGACCUGCUUAAUUCUGCUUAUGCACCCUGCUGAGGUACAGCAGCCAUGUUGGGACAUUUUUAGUGAAGACAGACUGCCAGGAAGCAGAACCGGGCCUGAAUUUAUCCGACCAGAUCCGUCAGAUAAAAUCUGAUGAUUCCAACAACGCUCCACGUUUCUGCCAGACUCUGGAGCUCAGGGCGGCCUGCAGCCCGGCUGACGGACAGAACCUCCAGAACCUCUCUGAUCCAGAGGUUUCUGGUAUGAAACAGUGGUUUGAUUUUGUUGGAGGUUGUUUUCUGAAGCGACACUAGGGGGCGCCAGAGAAGCUGUUUCAGUCUCUGCAGCAGAAACUUUUCAGACCUGAAGGAAAAAGUCAAUAAUUAAUCCGCUUCAUGUCUCUGACCGUAAAUGUUCUAAGCAUUUACAUAUCAAUAAAUAUUGAUUAUCUAUCA
This is a messenger RNA of Poecilia reticulata (guppy), 1944 nucleotides long. Lineage: Eukaryota; Metazoa; Chordata; Actinopteri; Cyprinodontiformes; Poeciliidae. The record is from RefSeq and is a predicted model, not a curated record.